Messenger RNA from Paramisgurnus dabryanus, 1934 nucleotides. It is a transcript of the gene nusap1, whose product is annotated as nucleolar and spindle associated protein 1. Gene Ontology annotation, cellular component: nucleolus; mitotic spindle; microtubule. Gene Ontology annotation, biological process: mitotic chromosome condensation; mitotic cytokinesis; establishment of mitotic spindle localization. Gene Ontology annotation, molecular function: microtubule binding. Lineage: Eukaryota; Metazoa; Chordata; Actinopteri; Cypriniformes; Cobitidae. The record is from RefSeq and is a predicted model, not a curated record.
UUUUUCAAACGGCAAACUACCAAACAAUUCGCCAAGCGUAGUCGUUACUGGAUUAUAUACUAUUUUUGCUAUUCGUCUGCAGUUUGCAGUGGAUUUUACAAUAUGGAUCUGGACUCGUAUAAAUAUGCGGAAUUGCAGCGCCUUGCUAAGGAGGUUGGACUAAAGGCCAAUAUGAAGGCCGAUAAGCUGUUGAAGGCUCUAAAACAACACUUUUCGCAACAACAGCAGACUUCUGAAAAUGGCAAUGAAGCACCCAACAAGGAACCGCUCGUGAACGCGGAGGAACCUCGCACCACUACGUUUGUGACCGAGCGCAGAGGGAAGAGCCGAAAUGCCAAGAGAAAACUCAGUGAUUCCACUCCAGCCACAGAUCAGAUUGAGGAACAACCGGUACAGACAGAGAGCCGAAGGGGCUCCAAAAAGAGGAAAGUGUCUGGACCCAAGGACACUCAGGUUCCACCUGAAAAUCCAAGUAAUGUGGAUACAGUGGAGGAAGCUGAAAAAAAGGUUUUUACUGAUUCCAGUUCAGAUGCUCCUGUACUGCCAAGUGAGAAAGCAGGUGCUGGGAGAAGGACAGCAGGUAAAAUCCCUCGUCAUGAGGGUCUGAUGAAGAGGAAGCCUGCACUUCGGCCCACAACUCCAAACUUUAAAAAACUUCAUGAAGCUCACUUCAAAAAGAUGGAGUCAAUUGACUCCUAUGUCCAGAGGAAGAACAAACAAAUGGAGGUGAUCAGGAAUUCUGUCAAAGAACUUAAGAAUCUGUCAGAGAACACUCUGCUGAAGAGUGACGUGAAAUCUGCUGAAACAAAGAAGCCACCUGCUAGUAGAGCAUCACUGUUCAGUCCUGGAGUGCAGGAAAGGAAACCAAUUUCGGAAAGACGAAGAGUCACUGAGCUGUCUGCUAGUAAAUCUGCACUGAAGGACAGCACUGCCUUUAGGCCAACUGUAUUCACCACCAACAAAAUCAAUGUCAGGUUCUCGAAGGCCACUCACGAUAAUGAAUACAAGCGUUCACUGGUGAAAACCCCAGCUCGCAUGUCUCCUCUCGUCCCCCUAACUUCCACUCCAGGCAGAAAAUCUAAUGCUCACAUCAAAAAUGAACUCAAUAAAUCUGUUGGCCCAAUCAUUAAAACACCUGGAGUUAAUCCAUUUGUUUUCAGUGGAAACAACAGUUUGUCAGUCACACCUGGCACCACCAAGAAGAGCACGUUUGAUCUAAAAGCGAGUCUCUCUCGCCCAUUGACUUACCAACCACACAAGGGAAAACUGAAGCCUUUUGCAGAGGCAAAGGAGAAUGUGGCACUUAAUAAAUCUCAGACUGUUCCUUCACACCAGAAAAACUAUAAACAGCACCAAGUUCAGACCAGGCAAGAGCGCCGUGUCAAACAAAACGAUGAAAGAAAACAAAAGAAGGAAAAGAUGAUGGGUACUAGGCGAGGACUGGUCAUGGCCUAAUAAGUUUUUUUUUUUCUGUUAUGUAGUAUUAGUUGCUCAAUUGUCUGCUUUUAUUUUGUAUGUUUUAUUGCAAAUAUUUGUACAUUUUUAUCACUUCUGUAAAUAUCCCAUUUAACUUUUUGUUAGAUAAAUAUUGUGUUUAAAAUGAGGUGAAACAAAUCAAUGUUAUUGGAAAAGAAUAAUUUUUAAAUCCAACUUUUUAUAAAAUUGUUUCUGGUUUGUCUCGUGAUUAAUAGGAUUAAUUAAAAUACUGUAUGAAUGUAAAGAAUAAAAACAUUGUCCAAGAGGAGAAAAACAUGAGAAAACAUUGUCCAAGUCACAAACAUUUUUAUUUUUUAUAUUACAGAAAUAUUCAUCAAAUAUUUUGUACGUCUUUGUUUUUUUGUGUAUAUAUGUAUGUGUGAGUAGGCCUUAGUUUAAAAUGAGUCCAAAUGUUUACAAAGUUCAUAUUAAUAAAGCAGUAGAUUAUUUCCACCAUA